This is a messenger RNA of Dama dama (fallow deer), 2702 nucleotides long. It is a transcript of the gene USP26, whose product is annotated as ubiquitin specific peptidase 26. The transcript has a single exon. Gene Ontology annotation, molecular function: cysteine-type endopeptidase activity; cysteine-type deubiquitinase activity. NCBI's taxonomy places the organism in Eukaryota, Metazoa, Chordata, Mammalia, Artiodactyla, Cervidae. Gene Ontology annotation, cellular component: nucleus; cytosol. The record is from RefSeq and is a predicted model, not a curated record. Bases 54 to 2702 code for a protein of 882 amino acids. Gene Ontology annotation, biological process: protein deubiquitination; G1/S transition of mitotic cell cycle.
ACGUUAAGAUUGUCAAUAAUUCAAGAUAGGUGUAUUUUAUUUGUAGAAAAACCAUGGUUCCUGUGGUAGCACAUGGUUUUGUCCAAAUAUGGACCAGGAAGAAUGGGAUGCCUAAGCCGAAGGAAGCAAUUGUUGAAGCAGCGGGAAAAAAGAAGAAAACUAGAUUGGUGGUCUAUUUCGGUAAUGGAGAAAGCACAACUUUUGAACUAAAUAAUAAUAUUAAAAGUGUGAUCAUGAGAUCCUAUGGAGAAAAAGUGAAUCACCUGUAUUUAACUUUCCAAGAUAAUAGCUUCUUGUUUAUGGAAGGAACAUCCUCUACAGAUGUCAAAAAAUUGAAGGCAUUCCUGGAUAGAGUCCAUCAAGAUGAUCUUCCACCACCCAUAAGACCUCAUGUGGAUAGCAGUGCCUUUGCCAGCGCAACAGUACAGAAGACAGUUGAUGAGACUUCAUUUCAAAAAGUGGGUGAGAAGUCAGGUAGUCGGUCUUUUAGGAAAGAAAAAAAGCGUUCACCUUCAUCUUCAUCAGAAUCACCAACAUCUACCUAUGAACAGUUAUUAGAAGAUGGAUAUGGGAAGAGAAUGAAGAAGCCCUCAUUGGAUUCCCAAAAAGAGAGUAGCUCAGUGAGAAAGAGGAGAUCCAAGACACACCCAUUAAGAUAUGUAAGCCACAGUGAGAAGAAGGAACUGAAGUUAAAAGGGUUAAAACAGGAGACUAAAUUAGAUUUAGACUUUUUAUUUAAGACCAGUCCUUACCUACAUGGCACUAAUCUUUUCCCAAAACUAUCUGAGAAUAUAUAUUUCACAUUUCCGUCAGAAGCAAAGUAUGAUAAGAAUGACCCGCUUUCGGACAGACUCAAACUGACUCUUGACUACUACCCAGAGAAACUAUGGCAAGGCCUCCCCAAUUUGGGAAAUACCUGUUACAUGAAUGCAGUUAUACAGUCUUUAUUUUUGAUUCCAUCAUUUGCUGAUGACUUACUCAAUCGGAGUUUCCCAUGGUGUAAAAUUCCCCCUGAUGCACUUAGCAUGUGCUUGGCACAGCUGUUUGUCUUGAAAGAUAUUUAUAACGUAAAUAUCAAAAAGAGGUUACUUGAGAAUGUUAGAAAUACCAUUUCAGCAGUUGCAGAGAUAUUCUCUGGCAACAAGCAGAAUGAUGCCCAUGAGUUCUUAGGUCAUUGUUUAAAUCAGAUGAAAGAAAACAUGCAAAAAUUAAACACAGUUGGGAAGACUGAAGUUAAAUCUGAGAAAGAAAAUUUACCUCAACCGUUUUUGGUUGGCAGUGCAGCCAAGCAAGCCCUCUUUUGUCCUGUCGUCACUAAUUUCGAGUUUGAGUUGCUGUGCUCCAUUACUUGUAAAGCCUGUGGGCACGUUGUUUCUAAGACAGAAUUGAGCAAUUUCCUCUCCAUCAAUCUUCCCCAAGAACGGCAAGCACUUCCCUUUUCUAUUCAGUCUAGUUUUGAUCUUUUCUUUGGAACAGAAAAUCUUGAGUAUACAUGUGAACAGUGUAAACACAGGAAAUCUUCUAAAAUGUAUAAAUUCAGUAGGCUACCUAGGGUCUUUAUUGUUCAUCUGAAGCGCUAUAACUUUAUUGAGUUUCGGCCCUUAAAGAAGGAUGACCAUGAAGUCAUUAUUUCCAAAAAUUUAAAGAUAUCUUCCCAUUGCAAUGAAAAUACCAGACCACCAUUUCCUUUAAACAAGAAAACACAUCUUACGAAUCUCAAAGUUUUAAAAAUCUUUCGAAACAUAAAUUCUACAGCUAUCAGUAAGUUGCGAGCUUCAGCAAAGAUGACCUUGGAAUUCAUGGGUUCUUUGCCUUCACACAUUGUACCAGAUGAAGAGUCCGAACCACAAAAAGAUGAUGUUCAUCAUGAAGGUUCGAGAGAAGAAGAGAAACAAAAAGACCACGGAAAAUACUCUGUAGUAAAGAUACUAGAUUCCGCAUGGGCAGACUCAGAAGAUGCAGUAAUCAUUGCAAGAGAGCUGUUAGCUAUGGCCUUAAUGAUGAAUAUGGAAGAUGGCUCAUUUCCUCUGAGAGAUAUAACCAUCAGCAACCCAGAUAUAUGUCAGAAAGUGCCUGAAAAUCCAAAACUACUGGACGAGAGAAUCAAUAUCUUUGCAGAUUUUCAGGCUGUGGCUAAGACCACCAAAGAUAACGAUGAAAAAGCCAAAAUUUCAGAAGAACUUUCCUCAGUGGCUGAACAGACCCCAGAUGAAGAAAGGAUGAAAAUCUAUGAACAAGCCCUUUGGCUGGCACUGCUUCAAAGCUUUCCAAAGCCAAAGAUUCGAAAGCAAAAGUGCACAGAGAAACUCAGAUCAAAGGAAUCAGGCGUCCAUGGAACCAAGGUGAACUCCCCAGGUGCAUCGGGUCACAGAAAAAAGUCUGGAAAAAAGGGCUCUUUAAGUAGAGAGAAGAGAGAAACUGCAUCCAAGAAACCAAAAGGAGAAGCUGGGAUGGAAGAUCCUCAGGCCUACCGGCUCAUUGGUGUUCUCAGCCAUCUUGGGAAGAGCCUAAAUUCAGGCCAUUAUAUCUGCGAUGCCUUCGACUUUGUGAGGCAGGAGUGGUUCACUUUCAGUGAUUUGCAGGUGUCAAAUAUCGAAGAGGCCACAAUGCAAAAAGAUAGACUUUCCUCCGGGUAUGUUUUCUUUUACAUGCAUAAUGAGAUCUUUGAAGAGCUGUUGGAAAGGGAGAGCUCCCCACCUUAA